UUGGUGUCGUGCGAAGAGGCGGUGGUCGAUGUGAGAGAGUACGUGACGAGUGGGGAGGGGCCGGCGUCGGUGGAGGCGGCCGAGAAGGAGCAUGUGAUGGUCUGCGUGCAGAUCACGGUCGACGGCCGCCCUGGUGUGUUGCUGGCCGAUCCCGGGUACCACGUGCCCAGGGUUGUCACCGUCAUGGCGGAUAGAGCGUAUCCGCAUACCGGUUGGUUCACACAAUCGGACGAGCCGCAGUGCCGCAAGGAGUACAGCUACGCGUUGAGUCCGCACAACGGCAGCUAUGUGGAGUGGCGCGAGCGGGAGACGCGUGGCGCCACGGUCAAGUGCCAGACCUCGCUGGUGUACGUCGCCAGGCCAUACCUGGAUGGCGUCAACGUCACCGAGAGGCGGAACCUUGUUUACAACUUCAGGAGUCUCCUUGCCCGCGACCAAAAGGGCCACCUCAUAGCCGGGCUAUAUUUCCCGGUAGGCGGCCGUGGCAAAGACGCGCAGUUCACUCUAUUCUUCGACAGCGGCACCGAAAAACAGAAGACCAAGUAUAAGUUCAACACCUUCAUCGACCCGGACUCUAUACCAGACUCAAUAUCGGAAGAGGUUGAGCUCUGCAACGCACAAAUGAACUAUAAGGAAGGUGAACUACGCAAUAUCAUCUGCAAACUUGCGAAAGUCUUAUCCAACCAAUCGUUUAUCGACCAAGUCCUUGAGAUAAACGACGACAUCUGCCGCUUGUGCCUCUGA
This is a messenger RNA of Parnassius apollo (apollo), 744 nucleotides long. The record is from the annotation of a GenBank genome assembly. Lineage: Eukaryota; Metazoa; Arthropoda; Insecta; Lepidoptera; Papilionidae.